This is a messenger RNA of Salvelinus sp. IW2-2015, 2950 nucleotides long. RefSeq names its product serum response factor. NCBI's taxonomy places the organism in Eukaryota, Metazoa, Chordata, Actinopteri, Salmoniformes, Salmonidae. The record is from RefSeq and is a predicted model, not a curated record. Gene Ontology annotation, molecular function: protein dimerization activity; DNA-binding transcription factor activity, RNA polymerase II-specific; RNA polymerase II cis-regulatory region sequence-specific DNA binding. Gene Ontology annotation, biological process: positive regulation of transcription by RNA polymerase II.
UAUCUCUUUAUAAGGAGGAAAGUAGAUCUUGGGUUGUAGACCGCUCUCGGAUACGUUAUUUAAAAAAUACAUCAGUUUUGUGUGAAAAUGCACGACUGCAAGACUGAUAUUGCGUGAUAUUCUAUUAAAUAUCUGCAGCCUUUGUGAAUUGAAGGCGGAUACCGACGACAUUUUACGCGAUUAUGGUGUGAACUACAUGACAUGGCGGAGUAAUAACGAAUGCUCUCUUCGAUUUUCCCUUUUUUUGAGAAAGUGCUCUGAGUUUUGGAAAUAGAGGAGGUUGAGCUAAACUGAAUCUGGCUGAAAGGUCUCAGGGGCAGCAUCACUUUUGAAAGUUUGCUUUAGUGGUUUCAAACAGAUGACAAUUUUGCAAUGUCCGCAAUUUCGUUGUUUGUUUACCUUUUUGGUGGUUGGGUUGUAUMAACUGUGCUGUAAUUUUUACUGACCCGCGCUCCAGCAGUGGGCUGACGAUUUCAGGGACCGGGUCCUCUAACUAGAAUGCUACCAAGCCAGGCUGGAUCAGCACAAUCUGGAAACGGGUCAGCGUCUUCCAGGGCUAACACAGGUCACGGUUCUGGGGUGAUUGGGAUUCGCCCUGUGUUGGUCAGAGCAAGGCAAUCGAAAACUCGGGUCAGCGACAGUAUCAGUGCGGUUGGGAUGUUGGGGGGCAACAGUCCAGGGGUGGGUGCAAGAGGUGGGGCGAGACCAGGGAACGGGACGGGACCGACAAUUCCACAGACCGCUGCUCAGGGAGGCAUCGGUCUGAACAUGGGAAUUGGGGUUCGCGGAGGCAGCCGGUACGACCCGGACAAAGAGUGUGCUCCAAUGGGGUGCAGUGGGUCGGACGCUGAUUCUGACUCGGGGGAUGAUGACGAUCCGAUGGGUUCAAUUGGGGACAACAGAAGAAGUGUAAAGCGGGAGAGACUGGAGAUGGAGGCUACGGAGACAGGGCAGGGGGCCGGGAUACAGUCGGGGGGUUAUGGUGUGGUCCCCCAAGGUGUUGCUGGCGCAAAGCCAGGGAAGAAGACACGUGGGCGCGUGAAGAUAAAAAUGGAAUUCAUCGACAACAAAUUGAGGCGAUACACCACUUUUAGCAAGAGGAAGACCGGUAUAAUGAAGAAGGCCUAUGAGCUUUCCACGUUGACAGGAACCAGGUCCUGCUACUGGUGGCCAGCGGAGACGGGCCAUGUCUACACCUUUGCCACGCGGAAGCUCCAGCCCAUGAUCACCAGCGAGACGGGCAAGGCCCUCAUCCAGACGUGCCUCAAUUCUCCAGACUCGCCCCCCCGCAACGACCCCUCCACUGACCAGCGUAUGAGCGCCACAGGCUUCGAGGAGACGGACCUUACCUACCAGGUGUCUGAGUCGGAGAGCCUUGGGGAGACCAAGGACCAGCUAAAGCCUGCGUUUACAGUGGCCAGCCUCCCGGGCACCACCAGUACCCACGCACCUACGGCCCCCACCACAUCCACCACCAUGCAGGUUAGCAGCGGGCCCUCCUUCCCCAUCACCAACUACCUGGCACCCAUCUCCGCUAGCAGCAACGUCAACGGCACAGUCCUCAAGACCACCGGUGCCUCCGGAGGGCAGGUCAUGCAGCUGCCCAGCGGCUUUACCUUCAUGUCAGCAGGCACUCCUCUCCCUCCCGGCACCCCCACCAUUCCGCUCAGCCAGCUGCACCAGCACUCCCUGGCCAUCUCGGGACAGCGGGGCCAGAAGCUCACCGCAUCACAACUGACACAGCAGGGCCAGCAGGCCGUCUUCCGAUUCCCCGCUGCAGUCUCCCUAGGGGGAGGGAUGACCCAGCAGCUGCAGGCCAUCCAGGUGCACCCCACCACACACACCAACGACAGCAGCUCGGAGAUCUCCCAGACCUCGACUGUCUCCUCUGCGACCAUUGUCACGUCGUCUGUGCCCACGUCCAUGGCGGGGCACAUGAUGUACACCAGCCCCCACACAGUGAUGUACGCGUCCAGCCCCUCGGCCAUGCAGGUGUCCCACGGACAGGGCCAGGACACAGGUGAGACCACGCUUGACUACAGUAGGCUACGCUGGGACACAGGUGCUGUCCCUCAGGUAUUCCUUACGGCACCCUCAGGCACCAUGCAGAUCCCUGUUUCUGCAGUGCAGCUACACCCAGUACGGCAAGACCUACAUUUUACAAAUGGUGAUUGGUCAGCAGUUGAGCAGCAGCAGCAGUAACCUGACAGAGCUGCAGGUGGUCAACCUGGACACCACACAGAACACUAAGAACGACUGACAGACACACUGAGGCCCAGGGAAACUGGCCAGACAUCUCUAUUUAUUGAUGCCUUUCAUCAGCAUUUCAUUUUACAGCUCUGUGUGUCGCAUUUACAUUACAAUUCUGUAAGUAUGCACACGCAUGGAAGGGUAUGUGCGUCGCUAAGCUUUGUAUGUGAGUCGAUGUUUGAAAAUACGUAUGUAUUCAUUCACUAAAGCAUAGAAAGGAAUUGAGAUAUUCACUAAAUCCUCCUUUUGGAAUACCUUGUCUAUAGUAUAAUUUUUUUGGGGGGGGUGGGGGUCUGUAAUUAUUUGUCAAGUGCACAUGAUGCAGGUGCUGCAGCUCCACACGUCAGCCAAAGAGACAUUCACGUGUGUGAAUGUUUGUGUGUGUGUGUGUGUAUAUAUAUAUAUAUAUAUAUAAUGUAUGUAUGCAAACGUGGGAUUUAUAAAUGGGAAGGGUAUGGUGGCUUUGAGGUUAUAAAGACAUUUGUAAAUGUACAUAAUUAUUUUUUAAUUGAAUCAAAUUGUAUUUUCGGCCUGUUUGUGCGAUGGCAUAUAGUUUUGUAUAUGCAAGUCAUUUGCAUAUAGAAUAAAUUAAUUAUUUAUACACUAUGUACACCCGCUCUUUCAUGACAUACACUGACCAGGGGAAUCCAGGUGAAAGCUAUGAUCCCUUAAUGAUGUCACAUCCACUUCAAUCAGUGUA